Cynocephalus volans (Philippine flying lemur) is the source of this 2337-nucleotide messenger RNA. It is a transcript of the gene ETF1, whose product is annotated as eukaryotic translation termination factor 1. Lineage: Eukaryota; Metazoa; Chordata; Mammalia; Dermoptera; Cynocephalidae. The transcript has 11 exons. Gene Ontology annotation, biological process: cytoplasmic translational termination. Gene Ontology annotation, cellular component: cytosol; translation release factor complex. The record is from RefSeq and is a predicted model, not a curated record. Gene Ontology annotation, molecular function: sequence-specific mRNA binding; translation release factor activity, codon specific. Bases 152 to 1465 code for a protein of 437 amino acids.
GCCCCAUGUGAGCGGAUUGCAACACAUGCAGCUGCCUGGAGAGAGGGAGCCGGUGUCCUACGUCAGAGCCGCCGCCGCCGCGGAGUCGCCGCCGGGGAGGAGCAGCCGCUGCCGCCCAGGACUGGGCCCUUAGGGAGGAGGAGGCGAGAAGAUGGCGGACGACCCCAGUGCUGCCGACAGGAACGUGGAGAUCUGGAAAAUCAAGAAGCUCAUUAAGAGCUUGGAGGCGGCCCGCGGCAAUGGCACCAGCAUGAUAUCAUUGAUCAUUCCUCCCAAAGACCAGAUUUCACGAGUGGCAAAAAUGUUAGCGGAUGAGUUUGGAACUGCAUCUAACAUCAAGUCACGAGUAAACCGCCUUUCAGUACUGGGAGCCAUUACAUCUGUCCAACAAAGACUCAAACUUUAUAACAAAGUACCUCCAAAUGGUCUGGUUGUUUAUUGUGGAACAAUUGUAACAGAAGAAGGAAAGGAAAAGAAAGUCAACAUUGACUUUGAACCUUUCAAACCAAUUAAUACAUCAUUGUAUUUGUGUGACAACAAAUUCCAUACAGAGGCUCUUACAGCACUACUUUCAGAUGAUAGCAAGUUUGGUUUCAUUGUAAUAGAUGGCAGUGGUGCACUUUUUGGCACGCUCCAAGGAAACACAAGAGAAGUCCUGCACAAAUUCACUGUGGAUCUCCCAAAGAAACAUGGUAGAGGAGGUCAGUCAGCCUUGCGCUUUGCCCGUUUAAGAAUGGAAAAGCGACAUAACUAUGUUCGAAAAGUAGCAGAGACUGCAGUGCAGCUGUUUAUUUCUGGAGACAAAGUGAAUGUGGCUGGUCUCGUUUUAGCUGGAUCAGCUGACUUUAAAACAGAACUAAGUCAAUCUGAUAUGUUUGAUCAGAGGUUGCAAUCGAAAGUUUUAAAAUUAGUUGAUAUAUCCUAUGGGGGUGAAAACGGAUUCAACCAAGCUAUUGAGUUAUCUACUGAAGUCCUCUCCAACGUGAAAUUCAUUCAAGAGAAGAAAUUAAUAGGACGUUACUUCGAUGAAAUCAGCCAGGACACGGGCAAGUACUGUUUUGGUGUUGAAGAUACACUAAAGGCUUUGGAAAUGGGAGCUGUAGAGAUUCUAAUAGUCUAUGAAAAUCUGGAUAUAAUGAGAUACGUUCUUCAUUGCCAAGGCACAGAAGAGGAGAAAAUUCUAUAUCUAACUCCAGAACAAGAGAAGGAUAAAUCUCAUUUCACAGACAAAGAGACAGGACAGGAACAUGAGCUGAUUGAGAGCAUGCCCCUGUUGGAAUGGUUUGCUAAUAACUACAAAAAAUUUGGAGCUACAUUGGAAAUUGUCACAGAUAAGUCACAGGAAGGAUCCCAGUUUGUGAAAGGAUUUGGUGGUAUUGGAGGUAUCUUGCGGUACCGAGUAGAUUUCCAGGGAAUGGAAUACCAAGGAGGAGACGAUGAAUUUUUUGAUCUUGAUGACUACUAGGUAGUCGACAUGGGUCUGGCAAAAUGUGCCUCACCCUCCAGCAUCCAACCCAAGGAGCAUACCCGUGGUGGAAUCCAAACAGAUCCCUGCCUUACAAUUGGAAUGUUUCCAGAACUUAAUCCAUGAGCAUUGGAUAUCGAAAAGAAAACCGAAACAAAACCAGACCCAGCCCUACACUUUGGUUUGUCAUGGUAUCAGCGCAGCAGCCUACAACUAAGUUCCUAAAUGCCACUUUGGACUUAUUUAAAAAAGAAUCCCAGUUUUUACUUUUACUCGAUGGUGAAAUUGGUUGCUCUUGUAUUUUAUGGGAAAAAAAUGAUUUUUUUAACCUUCAUACAUAGAAGCAAAAGUACUUUAACUGCUGUAAACCUUCAAAACUUAAUAGAAGUGAGAUCAUACUGGUUUGUUUCUUAUUUUGAUUGGAGAAAAAUUAAAUUGCUGCAUUUUGCAGUGACCCAUUUACAUGGCAUUUUCAGCGUAGACUGCAUAAGAAAUAUAUGUGGUGAAAUGUUGGAGCCAUUUCUCUCUCGGUCUCUGUUUAAUGUUGAAAGGGUGAGCUAAUAGGAGGCAAUUUCAACUUCACUCCCUCACACAACCCCUCCCCCUCCAGACUGUCAGUUUCAAGGAUGCAAACUGCAUUUCAAAGUCAAACUGACUCAUGAAGCAGUUGGGCCAGUGCACUGUUUACUUCCAUCUGUUUGACAGACGCAUUUGUGCCCAGCAUUUGGGAGCCCUUUAUAUCAAUUGCUUCGUCAAGGGUCCCCAUAGUCAGCCUACUAGAAACCAGUUUAGGGUGGAUAUGAUGGGGCUUCUGUGCUAUUGCUGGGAUUGGGAGAAAUAAAACAUGCAAUUUAAGUGGACACAAAUUUAAA